Setaria italica (foxtail millet) is the source of this 3084-nucleotide messenger RNA. RefSeq names its product probable linoleate 9S-lipoxygenase 4. Bases 157 to 2820 code for a protein of 887 amino acids. Lineage: Eukaryota; Viridiplantae; Streptophyta; Magnoliopsida; Poales; Poaceae. The transcript is spliced from 9 exons. Gene Ontology annotation, biological process: lipid oxidation. The record is from RefSeq and is a predicted model, not a curated record. Gene Ontology annotation, molecular function: oxidoreductase activity, acting on single donors with incorporation of molecular oxygen, incorporation of two atoms of oxygen; protein binding; metal ion binding.
CGUGUCAGCAGCAGCAGCAGCAGAGCUCAGUAGGCCACGUACUGUUCCAUAGCCGCUAGCAGCUUGGUUUGCUGGGGGGCAGCACGUUGGCAGGGCAGGGGCAGGCAGCAGGUCACUCUUUCCUUUGAGAGCGCGAGGAGGAACAAGCUAGCAAGCAUGCUGCUCCACGCGGUGGCGGACCGGCUGGCGGGGAAGAACAAGGCGGCGUGGAAGCACGGCCGGAUCCGCGGCACCGCGGUGCUGGUGCGGAAGGAGGCGCUCAUCUUCGACCACUUCCACGCGUCGCUCCUCGACGGCCUGCACCGGUUCCUCGGACAGGACACGGGGCUCGCGUUCCAGCUCGUCAGCGCCACGGCGGCCGACCCCAAAAAUGGGGGCAAAGGGAAAGUCGGGAAGCCGGCGCACCUGGAGGAGCUGGUGAUGACGGUGAAGUCGACGGAGACGGGGGAGUCCAUGUUCCGGGUGAACUUCGAGUGGGACGACUCGCAGGGCAUCCCCGGCGCCGUCAUCGUCAGGAACCACCAGACCGAGGAGGUCUUCCUCAAGACUCUAACCCUAGAGGGCGUCCCCGGCAAGGGCACCGUGGUCUUCGUCGCCAACUCAUGGGUCUACAACCACAACCACUACGCCCACGACCGCAUCUUCUUCGCAAACGACACAUAUCUGCCUAGCAAAAUGCCUGCGCCAUUGGUGCCUUACCGGAACGAGGAACUUAAGAUUCUCCGAGGUGACAAUAAUCCUGGACCAUACAAGGAGCAUGAUCGUGUCUACCGUUAUGACUACUACAACGACCUUGGUGAUCCAGACCAUGGCAAAGAUAAGGUACGGCCGAUCCUCGGUGGCAGCAAAGAACACCCAUAUCCUCGCCGUGGCAGAACUGGACGGCGCCCAACGAAAACAGACCCAAAUUCGGAGAGCAGGCUUUUUCUGCUCAACCUGAACAUCUAUGUCCCGCGUGAUGAACGCUUUGGACAUCUCAAGAUGUCAGACUUCCUUGGGUACUCCCUGAAGGCAGUCAUUGAGGCUGUUGUUCCAGCGAUAGAAGCCUACACCGAUGAUACGCGAAAUGAGUUUGAUUCAUUUGAAGACAUCCUGGGACUCUAUGAACUUGGUCCGGAAGCACCCAAUAACCCACUAAUGGCUGAGAUUAGGAAGAGGAUACCCAGUGAGUUGCUUAGAAGUAUGUUGCCGGUUGGUGCUCACGACGACCCCCUAAAGAUGCCCCUUCCAAAUGUCAUCCAAUCAGAUGCACGCAACAAGGUUCCACAAGAUAAGUUUGGCUGGAGGACUGAUGAGGAGUUUGCUCGAGAAAUGCUUGCAGGCGUGAACCCAGUGGUCAUCAGACGUCUGAAGGACUUUCCUGCUAAAAGUACCCUAGACCGAAGAGUGUACGGGGACCAUACCAGCAAAAUUACUGAAGCCCAUAUUCAGCACAACCUGGAAGGCCUGACAGUGCAGGAAGCGCUAAGGAAGAACAGGCUCUUCAUCCUGGACCACCACGAUCACUUCAUGCCAUACCUUGACCAGAUCAACAAGUUGAAGGGCAACUUCAUCUACGCCACCAGGACCCUGCUGUUCUUGAAGGAAGAUGGCACGCUGAAGCCCCUGGCCAUCGAGCUUAGCCUGCCCCACCCCAACGGCCAGCGGCAUGGCGCGGUGAGCAAGGUGUACACCCCUGCUCACUCAGGCGUCGAGCGCCACAUCUGGCAGCUUGCCAAGGCUUACGUAUGCGUCAAUGAUUCUGGAUGGCAUCAGCUGAUCAGCCACUGGCUGAACACGCACGCGGUGAUCGAGCCGUUCGUGAUCGCGACGAACCGGCAGCUCAGCGUGGUGCACCCCGUGCACAAGCUGCUAAGCCCGCACUUCCGCGACACGAUGAACAUCAACGCCCUGGCACGCCAGACACUCAUCAACGCCGGUGGCAUCUUCGAGCUCACCGUGUUCCCCGGGAAGUACGCCCUCGAGAUGUCCUCUUUCGUGUACAAUAACUGGAAUCUCACGGAGCAGGCCCUCCCCAACGAUCUCAUCAAGAGAGGCGUCGCCGUGCCGGACGCGUCGGACCCGUUCGGUGUCCGUUUGCUGAUCAAGGACUACCCGUACGCCAAGGACGGCUUGAUGAUUUGGUGGACGAUCGAGCAGUGGGUCAAGGAGUACCUGGCCAUCUACUACCACAACGACGGCGAGGUGCGGCGCGACGCGGAGCUGCAGGCGUGGUGGAAGGAGGUCCGUGAGGUCGCGCACGGUGACCUCAAGGACAGGGACUGGUGGCCCAAGAUGAUCACCGUCAAGGAGCUCGCCAGGACGUGCACGACCAUCAUCUGGGUGGCGUCGGCGCUGCACGCGGCCGUCAACUUCGGGCAGUACCCGUACGCCGGGUACCUCCCGAACCGGCCGACCGUGAGCCGGCGGCCGAUGCCGGAGCCAGGCACCAAGGAGUACGCGCAGCUGGAAGCUGGGCAGGAGGAGGCCGACAAGGUGUACAUCCGCACCAUCACCAGCCAGCUCCAGACCAUCCUGGGCAUCUCGCUCAUCGAGAUCCUCUCCAAGCACUCCUCCGACGAGGUGUACCUCGGCCAGCGCGACGAGCCGGAGCGCUGGACGUCGGACGCCAAGGCGCUGGACGCGUUCAAGAGGUUCGGCAGCCGGCUGGUGGAGAUCGAGAAGCGCAUCGUGAAGAUGAACAACGACCCGGCGAACAAGAACCGGACCGGGCCCGUGAAGAUGCCGUACAUGCUGCUGUAUCCCAACACGUCGGACGUCACCGGCGAGAAGGGCGAGGGACUCAAGGCCAUGGGCAUCCCAAACAGCAUCUCCAUCUGAGCAGAGCAGAGAUUUUCCCCUAGAUGAUUCUACAUGUUGCUGCUCGGUAGCUAUGCGUCGUUCCCCUUUUUCUCAAGUCUGUGCGUGUGGCGUGUCACUGUGCAUAUGGUUUGUCCAUGGGCUUUUGCCUGUGUUGGGAUGGUUGCAGUCAGCGGAGUCUUUGGCGGAGAGAGGGAGGGGUCCGCUCGUCGGUGAGUGAGGAAGAGUGUGCUACUUUUCUGAAAAGCUACCACAGUUAUUCCAUCAAAUGAUUUUUCCACGACU